UCUCAUUUCUCUGCUAUGCUAUUAUCUUGAAUUAUGUGUUAGCUAAAGUCAGAUAUAGCAAAAAAUAGACCACACACAAAUGAAUCAUACCUGUUCUCAUGAGCUGAUCAAUGAGGAAUAUCAAUGUGCUCAGGUGCCAAGACACUAUGAUCGGUAGCUCUUUUGUUCGGGGAGUUUCAGGAGGAGAGAGGAAGCGUGUCUGUAUUGGCAAUGAGAUUAUAAUCAACCCUUCUCUUUUGUUUCUUGAUGAACCAACCUCUGGCCUGGAUUCUACAACUGCUUUGAGGAUCGUUCAAAUCUUACAAGACAUAGCUGAGGGAGGAAAUGACUUUGAGAUAUAUGACUCAGAGAGAACAGUGGGUCACACAGGUCAGCUGUAUAUUUCAACUUCUUAUUACAUUAUUAAAUACCAUGGAUUUUUCUAUUUCCAUGGCAUCUAG
Messenger RNA from Camellia sinensis, 440 nucleotides. The record is from RefSeq and is a predicted model, not a curated record. Lineage: Eukaryota; Viridiplantae; Streptophyta; Magnoliopsida; Ericales; Theaceae.